Molecule: messenger RNA, 1850 nt
Organism: Thunnus maccoyii (southern bluefin tuna)
Lineage: Eukaryota; Metazoa; Chordata; Actinopteri; Scombriformes; Scombridae
Gene: slc25a19
Product: solute carrier family 25 member 19
Exons: 7
Coding region: 210-1196 (328 amino acids)
Biological process (GO): thiamine pyrophosphate transmembrane transport
Cellular component (GO): mitochondrial inner membrane
Molecular function (GO): thiamine transmembrane transporter activity
Source: RefSeq, a predicted model, not a curated record
CAUCUCGCCUCGACAUUUAUCCUUUGAGUCUGACCCGGAAGUAUUAUCAGUAAUUCAUGGCGUGUGCUCGGAACAUGAAGUUCUCGUCCUGUUAAUGCUGGCUUGUGUACAUGUCGGAGUUCAGUACCGUAGCUGUAGCUGUAUUUAUGAAAGACCUUUACAGCAAGUUUCUGUCUGCAGUAUUGAGAGGAACCUGACGCUUUGGAGACAUGGUGGGUUACGACCCCGGAGCUCAGGGAUCAGCGCUCUCCUCACAGGAAGCAGCCCUUGCUGGGUCAGCUGCUGGGAUGGUCACCCGAGCCCUCGUCAGCCCCUUUGAUGUCAUUAAAAUCAGAUUUCAGCUGCAGAUUGAGUGCGUGUCUUCACAGAGGCGGGAGGGAAGAUACUGGGGGUUAUUUCAGGCAGCUCGUCGCAUCCAUGCAGAGGAGGGGCUCUUUGCUUUCUGGAAGGGACACAUCCCUGCACAGCUCCUCUCCGUGUGUUUCGGGGCUGUCCAGUUUGCCAGUUUUGAGUGUCUGACUGAGGUGGUCCACAAGAUGACGCCAUAUGAGAGCCAGACGGCAGGAGUACACUUUGUGUGUGGCGGGGUGGCUGCCUGCUCUGCUACAGUGGUCUGCCAGCCUCUGGACACACUGCGCACGCGCUUUGCAGCUCAGGGAGAACCUAAGGUGUACAGGAACCUUCGAAAUGCUGUGUUUACAAUGUGCCGCUCAGAGGGAGUCUUGACGUUUUACCGUGGCCUGUCUCCUACACUGGUGGCAGUGUUUCCUUAUGCUGGACUGCAGUUCUUUUUCUACAAUGUCUUUAAAAAGAUGUUGGAUCCACCUUCCAAAACCGGAAACUCAGGAGGAAACCUGAGAAGCCUGGUAUGUGGCAGUGGAGCUGGAAUGAUAAGCAAAACAAUCACGUACCCCUUUGACCUCUUCAAGAAGAGACUGCAGGUUGGGGGCUUUGAGGAAGCCAGAGCUCGCUUUGGACAGGUGCGGAGUUACAGAGGCCUGGUGGACUGCGCUGUUCAAAUAGCCAAAGAGGAGGGUGUCCGAGGCUUCUUUAAAGGCCUCUCUCCCAGCCUCGUGAAGGCUGCACUGUCAACAGGCUUCACUUUCUUUUGGUAUGAAUUCUUCCUUAAUGCCAUGCGUAACCUCAAGGAGAGACAGAGAGAGAAUAGUUUCACCAAAGAUGCAGAGGACAGUUAACGAGGGAACAGCGGCACAAUCACGCACACAGGAAGUGAAGUCAUGCCUUGUUCUUUGCUUGCACUUGGACAUUUAUCAACCGGGUCGAUUUACACAUAAGGAUGGAAAAACAAAACCUAACUUUAUUUGUUGUUGUGGUGUCAUUAUACCUCAGUUGUACAAACACUUAUUUUUCAACAAAUGUAUUUAAUAUUUUAUCCUGUGUUUUUAAGGUUUAUAUAUUCUUGCUUUUAAAAGAAAUAUGGCAUAAUAACAUUUUGUGGUCAAACUGAACUUUGCACAUUUUAAGCUCCAACUUUUGUUAAGGAAACAAGGCGUAACUUUGUCGUUGUUGACUCACAUUUUUGACAUUUAGUCAUUAAUCUGGAGUAGAGAAUUGAGUAAAAUUUGCUUUGGGAUUAUGUGGUGGUAUUGUUUAUAGAUAAAAAACAUGAGCCACAUGAGUGUAAUAUUUAUUGUAUUAUGUUUUGUGAUGGGGAAAGAAGCAUUCUGUAGAGUGUAGGCCAAACACACUGUUCAUUAAGAGUAUAGAGUUAGUUUGUGACACUUAGUUAAACUCUUAAAAGUCAUGUGUUGUUUGCCAACAUCUCUGUCAAGCACUGAAACCUUCAGGUCAUCAUUUUUUAAAAUAAAAUGUUCAAAAUUUUUGUAAAA